Molecule: messenger RNA, 600 nt
Organism: Tarenaya hassleriana
Lineage: Eukaryota; Viridiplantae; Streptophyta; Magnoliopsida; Brassicales; Cleomaceae
Exons: 1
Coding region: 1-600 (199 amino acids)
Source: RefSeq, a predicted model, not a curated record
AUGGUCAAGAAGCUCGGUCUAACCACUGAGAAACACCCGCACCCAUAUAAGCUGCAAUGGCUUAACAACAGCGGAGAAAUUAAAGUGACCGAGAGGGUCAAGAUUCCGUUCAGCAUAGGUAGGUACCAAGACGAAGUCCUUUGCGACAUUGUACCUAUGCAAGCCGGUCAUAUCCUUUUAGGACGACCAUGGCAAUUUGAUAGAGAGGUGAUACAUGACGGACGAGUCAACCAAUAUUCCUUUGUUCAUAACAAAAGGAAGGUUGUACUAGCACCUCUUAGUCCAUCUCAAGUGCAUGAGAUGCAGCUCAAACUAGCUAAAGAAAGCGAGUCAAAGAAGGCUAAUUUCUAUCUCACAGCUAGUCAAGUCGGUAAGGCUAUUCGACAAGAACAAAAUGUCCUUCUUUUAGUCUUCAAGGACCUCAUGAGCAUAAGGACCGAAACGUCCCAUGAUAGCCCUUCUAUAAGCCGACUUCUUGAGCAGUUUAAGGACAUUUUUCCCGACGAGAUACCGGCUGGACUUCCCCCGAUACGAGGGAUAGAGCACCAAAUUGAUCUAGUACCCGGUCACCUUUGCCUAACCGACCAGCCUAUAGGAUGA